UCUCCCGGUCCCUGCGGUCUCCCGCCGGCUCCUCCUUUCCGAUCCUGCACUGCCCGGGCUGGGCCCGGCCGGUGGAAGAACCGAAGGGGACCCAGCGUGACCCCACGGCGGCUGCAAGAAGACGGAGCAUGGAUGGCAGCCGGAGAGUCAGAGCAACCUCUGUCCUUCCCAGAUAUGGUUCACCGUGCCUAUUUAAAGGACACUUGAGCACCAAAAGUAAUGCUUUUUGCACUGACUCCUCUUCUCUCAGACUAAGCACUCUCCAGCUGGUCAGGAAUCACAUGGCUGUUCACUAUAAUAAAAUCCUUUCAGCCAAAGCUGCCGUAGACUGCUCAGUUCCGGUAAGCGUGAGUGCCAGCAUCAAAUAUGCAGAUCAACAACGAAGAGAGAAACUCAAAAAGGAAUUAGCACGAUGUGAAAAAGAGUUCAAAUUAAAUAAAACUGCAAUGCAGGCCCAUUCUAAAAAUAAUUCCAAGUUAUUAUUUAACACCCUCCGAAAGCCCUCAGGGGAACCCCAAGACCAGAAUGAUGUGUUAAUAGAAGAAAUGAAUGGAUUUUCAUCCCUUGCAAGGUCACUAGUACCUUCUUCAGAGAGAUUACACCUAAAUCUACCUAAAUCCAACAAAGCCCUCAUGAAUGGUACUGAGAACAACUCCACUACCUCCCUGUCCAGCAUGGAUUACACAGCUUCUAGGCCCAGGAAACAGUGCUCCGGAACCACGUACGGCAGAAGGCCCAGGAGCGCAUUCCCAAAUUCCCACCAGUUUCAGUUAGUCAUUUCAAAAGCACCCAGUGGGGAUCUUUUAGAUAAACAUUCCGAACUCUUUUCUAACAAACAAUUGCCGUUCACUCCACGCACUUUAAAAACAGAAGCGAAAUCUUUCCUGUCUCAAUAUCGAUAUUAUACACCUGCCAAAAGAAGAAAGGAUUUUACAGAUCAACGGAUGGAAGCUGAAACCCAGACUGAAUUGAGCAGCUUUCAAUCUGAUUUGGGGGCAGCUGAGACCAAGAACCUGACAGAUUCAGAAGUGAACAUCAACCAGGCAUCGAAUAGUGUGACAAAUGAUACCAAAGGGAAAAUAACCCCUUUACCUUUACAAGGGGAUGGCUUAAGGUGGAAUGAGAUUAAAGACGGAGCUCCUCAGCAUUUCUCAGGAAGUGAAGAAGAGCUGUUGUAUCUGAGUUUCAUUGAAGAUGUAACAGACGACAUUUUGAAACUUGGUUUAUUUUCAAACAGGUUUCUAGAACGACUGUUCGAGCGACAUAUAAAACAAAAUAAACAUUUGGAGGAGGGGAAAAUGCGCCACCUGCUGCAUGUCCUGAAGGUAGACUUAGGCUGCACACCUGAGGAAAGCUCAGUAAAGCUAAAUGACGUUGACACGUUGACAAUACUUGAUUUUGAAAAGGCUGGGAAUUCAGAACAAAAUGAAUGUAAAAAUGGACACGAGGUAACAAUUCAACAGGAACGUCAAGAAUACCAAAAGGCUUUGGAUAUGUUAGUGUCUGCACCAAAGGAGGAGCAUGAGAUAUUCUCUUCACCGAGUGGAUUUUUCAUGCCCAUCUAUAAAUCAAAGUGUUCAGAAGGGGUUAUAGUCCAACAGGUGAGUGAUGAAACGAAUCUCGAACCUUCAACUUGGGAUGAAAACAAUCCGAGUAUUUCGGACAGUUUAAUAGACCAGGAAACCUCUGUGAAUGUCAUUGAAGGCGAUAGUGACACUGAAAAAGUUGAGACUUCAAAUGAAUUAUGUUGUCUUAGCACAUCACUCCCCCAGUCUGUUCAGUUCUGCAGCAUCAACGGUGACAAUAAUUAUGACCUGGAAUUACCAAUUCUUAAAAUCAUGGAAAUGAACAUUGAGGACUGACUGCCCUUCAGAUGCUUGAUCUUCAUUAAACACCCCAA
Molecule: messenger RNA, 1900 nt
Organism: Cynocephalus volans (Philippine flying lemur)
Lineage: Eukaryota; Metazoa; Chordata; Mammalia; Dermoptera; Cynocephalidae
Gene: SPATA7
Product: spermatogenesis associated 7
Exons: 11
Coding region: 129-1862 (577 amino acids)
Biological process (GO): microtubule cytoskeleton organization; protein localization to photoreceptor outer segment; photoreceptor cell maintenance
Cellular component (GO): rod photoreceptor outer segment; photoreceptor distal connecting cilium; ciliary basal body
Source: RefSeq, a predicted model, not a curated record